AUGGGCGCGUACAACAACGUUUCAGGGUCGCAGCCGUACUGGUACACCCACGGCGCUUACCCGGAAGGGGCAAACGGCGCGGGCGUCAACGGCGGUACCUCGAACGAAGUGAGCAUUGCGUUACGUGACCGUGACGUGAAGACUCAGCGCAGAAAGGAAGCGAACCGGGAGUCCGCGAGGCGGUCGAAGCAGCGGAAGAAGGAAGAGAGCGAGCUCCUCUCGAGCAAAGCUCAGGAGCUUGUGAAGGAGAGCGUGUCGCUCAGGGCGAAACUGGAGAAGGUGCAAAAACAGGCGGAUAAGCUGUACGCGGAGAACAUGGAAUUGCGGGAGCAGGUU
This is a messenger RNA of Micromonas pusilla CCMP1545, 336 nucleotides long. RefSeq lists its product as uncharacterized. Lineage: Eukaryota; Viridiplantae; Chlorophyta; Mamiellophyceae; Mamiellales; Mamiellaceae. The record is from RefSeq and is a predicted model, not a curated record. Gene Ontology annotation, biological process: regulation of DNA-templated transcription. Gene Ontology annotation, cellular component: nucleus. Gene Ontology annotation, molecular function: sequence-specific DNA binding; DNA-binding transcription factor activity. The transcript has a single exon. The annotation marks the transcript as partial.